UUUGAUCUUUUCGCCCUUUGUCGGAUGAUUGUUGUUUUGGUCUGCUUGUUUUAUGCACCAGUUCAGCAGUAUAACCGCGUGUGAUACGUCAAACGAGUUCAUCUUCAUGUGUCCGCCAUCACACCGACAGCAUGGCAUAUUUGCUGUCCAUUUUACUACUGACAGUACUGGCCUCGUUUUCCCUUUUCAAGCUACCGUGCAGUGCCGUCAAUAUAAGGUUGAGCGCCGUCGGCACUAAGAUAGAGACGAGAUGCUACGGUAAACAUCUCAACGCAUCGUGCACAUUGCACCAGAAGCAUUCCACCGUCAAUCAAACGAUCGAUUGUGAUAUCGAAGUGAUGCGUGAAAUCAAAGACAUGAAGCUUACAGUGAACUACAACGUCGUUGCUCUGAAUGGGCUCGCGCAAACCUCUCUGCUAAAGCGCACGCUGGACCUGUGCUUCUUCCUACGCAAUCCGCGAUCCGAUCGGUUGAUUAGCAGCAUCUAUACUUACAUUAAGGAGCGCAGCAAUCUGCCACCAAGAUGCCCUCUGCCAGUGGCGCACUAUACUUUACGCAGCUUAAGACUCCGCGACAUACCAAUACCGGUCUUUCUGCCCGAGGCGGACUUUGUUCUGGAGGAAAUCUUUCGCUCGGAGGUGAAGCAUGAGACGCUGUUAGAGUUUCGAUUCCAUGGGAAGCUGGUACGGUAUAUAGAUACUGAGUAACAGUAACUUUUCUGCCGAAUUGCUAGUUGACCUCAUAUAAUCGCUUCAACCAAGA
Molecule: messenger RNA, 762 nt
Organism: Anopheles merus
Lineage: Eukaryota; Metazoa; Arthropoda; Insecta; Diptera; Culicidae
Exons: 3
Coding region: 132-707 (191 amino acids)
Source: RefSeq, a predicted model, not a curated record